This is a messenger RNA of Pisolithus orientalis, 4463 nucleotides long. RefSeq lists its product as uncharacterized. Gene Ontology annotation, biological process: protein phosphorylation. NCBI's taxonomy places the organism in Eukaryota, Fungi, Basidiomycota, Agaricomycetes, Boletales, Pisolithaceae. The record is from RefSeq and is a predicted model, not a curated record. The transcript is spliced from 9 exons. Gene Ontology annotation, molecular function: protein serine/threonine kinase activity; ATP binding. Bases 1 to 4041 code for a protein of 1346 amino acids.
AUGCACGACGUCGCCCAACACGCACCGAAGACUUCCAACCUCAAAUCAGUCCUCGGCUUCGACACCGUUCGACAGUCUAGUUCCACUACCACGAGAGCCAGCAUCGACUGCACCACACCAACUACCUUCUAUCCACGACACACAUCCUCCAGAGUCGAACGUGCCAGCGUCACCAACCUCGCCGCCUUCUUCAAGGAAUCACGCUCGAACUCGACUCAAACUCAUCAACACGCGCCUCAGCUCGCCGAUACCACCACCAACACCUCCGUCCGCAGUAUGAACUCUUUAGACGCCGCCCCCCCCCGGGCCAUCAGAAGACAGCCCAUUCGCAUCGAUGCACAGGACGGGCCCUGGGCCAUUAGCGUCGCAGAGACGCCGCAUGAUGCCCGCUCAUACUCUAUUUACAUAAAGACACCGACACAUAAUCUCACCCUCACCCGUACAGCCACUGAAAUCGUCGAGUUACACGCCAAGCUCGCGGACUCAGAUGGAUCUGCCAAGCUACCCAAACUCCCUAUCGACGUGUCGACACUGCCCUCCCCUCCAAAACGCAAGUCUACCUUUCUCAACACCCUCUCUCGCCUCACCUCGCCCUCGUCAAACAAAGUAGGGCGGCAAGCGUCUCUUAGAAUUCCCAGCAGUCCCAAUUUUGGAGCCUCCCCUGCAGGCUCACAAACACCGCUCGUGUCCCCUUCACAGGAGUCCGGAGAUCCGUUCAUGUCCCUUGGAGAGUCUGUGGGCGCGCUCUCGUCUUCGAACGGUAAUAAACCACCCUCUGCUGCCGCGAGCACGCCCGCGGAUAAAAACACCAUGAUGACCAGUCUCGCAGCAUACCUGACCACGAUCGCCAACGAACCAACGCUCCGCCAGACCCGUGCCUGGAAACGGUUCGUACGUGUGAAGACGGACGAUCUCGAGAGUGUCAGAACGGAGAGGGCAAUUAAGCGGGUGAGAUCGGAUUUGGCAGCACAUGUUGGCAGCGGGAAAAAUCCGAACCCUGAAGGGUCGUUGGCGGCGUCUGUCCAUGCCAGCUCGAGGACGGUAAGCUCGAGUAACGUAAGCGAAGUCAUGGAUGGCAUCGAGAGCGUGGAGGGUACCAUGGACGGCGAGUCGAGAAUGAAUAAUGAUGGGAGCAAGAGCAUCUUGCAAGAAGGCAUCAAGGAAGAGGAAGAAGACACUGACGCCCUCGUCGAGUCCCCCCUCGGCGUUGGUACGGAAGAAGUGACUGAAGAGCGUACUACAUCCACGCAACCUGUUGAUGCUGAGAUACCUGACGAAGAAUCCGGCCCAUCACCUGUUGACGAGCCGGUGCCCUCCAUCGAUGCGGAUGCCGUUACCAGCGCUACCAAUGAAGGAGAGGUUACUACACUGCCUACGCCUAUCGCCGAUGGUCCCACGUCACGGGUUCCCCGCUCUCACUCUGCCGACCCCAGCCGUGGUCCCCGCAGGCACAGUACUUCUGCGACGCAGAUGGACGGCACAUCCUCGGCGACAACCGGCGACGAGUCAUCUAUAUCCACUACGGCUGGUCGGCGGGAGCGCAAGAAGCGGUCCCAGUCCUCCGACCCGAAUCGCAAGAAGAAAUCUCAGCGAAAGGGCAAGGGCUGCGCUGGCAAGGUCCUUCUCGUGCGCCACAAGGACAGUUCAGAGCUUUACGCCCUCAAAGCAAUCACGAAGCGGCAUGUUCUCGCUCAUCAAGAAUUGCAGCAUACACUCACGGAGCAAGCUGUGCUCAUGCGGAUGGCCAAGGAGGGCAAGGACCCCUUCGUCGUCAAGCUGUGGUGGAGCUUCCAUGACAAGGAAAACCUCUUCCUAGUAAUGGACUUUCAUCCAGGCGGUGACCUCGCGACGCAGCUUGCACGUUGGGGCAGGCUAGGCCGUGAUCGAGCCCGUUUCUAUGCUGCGGAGAUUGUUGAAGGCGUAGAGGGUCUACAUGCUGCCGGCGUUAUUUACCGUGAUUUGAAACCUGAGAACAUCCUCAUUGGCGCGGAUGGCCAUAUCGUUUUGACUGAUUUCGGCCUCUCCAAGGAAUUCCCACGGAGAAUGUCACCGAUCACGGCUCCCCCGACGCCUUCCGGGACGAGAGGUGAGUUCUAUGAGGCUACCACUCCUCCCUGGAUGAAGGGGGAGAGAGAUCUUGCGAUGGGAUGGCCAGGACAGACUAUUGGACCUGCGGAUACCACCACGACGUUUUGUGGAACUGCCGAAUACCUGGCACCGGAAGUCAUCCAGGGCUUGCCCUACAGUUAUGAAGUUGAUUGGUGGAGUUUUGGAACCAUGCUCUAUGAGAUGUUAAUGGGCAUUACCCCGUACUGGGCAAACAACCACUCUGACAUGUACGUGAGAGUACUGCAAGAUGAAUUGCAAUUUCCCGAGGAUAGAGCGAUGGAUCAGGACACGAAGAGCCUGAUUCGAGGGUUGCUUCAACGGAACCCUGCACUUAGAAUAUGCGAGCCGCGGAUCAAACGACACCCGUAUUUCUCUAUGAUCGACUGGGGGCACGUGUACUACAAACGCUACAUACGUGAGUCGGUUUCUCAAUCGGAGCCCCUCACUAUUCCACCGAUUGACCCAUCAAAUGCAAGCGAUACGCAGAACUUCGAUGAGACGUUCCUGGAUAUGGCACCAGUAUUAGAUGACCCGAACGAGAAUGCUCAGACGGAUACUGAUCAAGAACGCGACCAAACAGAUACUGAACGGACGGAUGGUGAAGAUGCCUACCCGACCCCGUCACAUUCUCGCAGUCCUUCUGUGCACCCCAAUGGUGAUGAUGACACCGUGGACGUGUUCGAUGGAUACUCGUUUAAGGGACGUCAUUCGAUGCUUAUUGAGGAAGAUGACGUAGAUGAAGAUGUUUCGGAGGAAAGUGGUGAGGUGGAGACGGAUGAAGAUCUGUCAUCGGCUGUGACGGAUGUGGUGGAUAUUUCGGCAGAACAGGCAGCAGAGAUUUCGGAGUCGCCGGUGGGCAUUGAGGAGCAGAUAUCUGAGUCUGAACCGAAGACACCUGAAGCGCGGCCACAACCAUUGCAACCCGAGUCACAGCCCAAUCUCGGCGUCCCGGCGCCUGAUGAAAGACCUGCUUCUCUUGCACCUAUUCCUUUGUCAGAAGGUCCGGCUACCCCCAGGACCAGCAAAGAAACACCCAUCAUUGCUAUACCAGCGUCACCGAAAGAACCAGCUCCGCCUUUGCCGGCCAAGGACGGGAAAACGAAGACGGCGAGGAUCGCUGCACCUGCGACGAAAGCCAAUGCGCGCACCACGCGUGGACGCCGCGAGAAAUCUGGCGUACCCGCUUUGGACCGUUUCCUAUCAGAUGGCGGGGACGAAGACGGGGAAUCGACAGAAAAGGACGACGAAGAUGAUGACUGGGACUUCAUUGAGGCAGGCGACGGUGAAGACCGUAACGGUUCCAAAGGCACGAGUUUGUUUGCACGGGGUGUCGUGGACCGGUAUAAGCUUGCUGUGUUCCGAAAAGCAUCAACACCGUCCCAGAGGCUUACCGGUCGCUCGUUCUCUGGUCUUUCAAAGGAAUCUGACCUACAUGCGGCUGAUCCCGGGGACUCGCCUAGUCCUUCAGACAAACACCGCCGAGGGCGUACGCCAGGUCUGAAGUUCCGCCGAACGCCAAAGCAGUUCCUUACUGGGAAAUCACCUUCAUCCUCCUACCCGUCCAAGAAUGGGAGCUCCUCGAAGACUCCUACGCAUUCCACCACGAACACUACUACCCUUUCGUCGAUGUCAAGUAAUGGACUAUUGACACCGUCUGCAACCUCUAUGCCCAUACCUCCUUCAUUGAAGUCGAAAGAGUCGGCGGUGUCCGUUGGCGAACAGAGUGCGUCGUCGGAUCAAUCCAAUGGGGAAGCUCCGCCACCAGAUCUUUUUGCGUCCCCGGAAGUCGUCAAAGUUUCCUCGAGCGCACCCCAGUCACCUGGACAGUCGGCGGCUGAGGAGCCCGGACCCGAAAGGCAUAGGAGCAAAAAGCUGAAGAAGUACAAGGAAAACGCGGAAAAAAUGCUUUCGCUUUUCGCUUCUCCCCGUUGACCACCGUCCUUUUUCUUUUUUUUUUGUUGAUCUUCUGUCCGCGCCACUGGGGGCCGGAUCCUUGGCGUCGUCGACUCUUUAAUUCCAAACAUGCAAACAAACACGUCUCCCUAUCUUGUGUAAGCUUCAUAUUUUCUGUCUCUCUCUCCAGUCUCAUUAUCAUCAUGCAUUGUUUCUACACUACUUUAACAGUCUCACUUUCCUUUUUUUCUUUCUUUGCUUAUUUCCGCGCUUUUUUAACACCUGCCGGUUCUCUUGUUGACUAUUACUACCAUCAUGCCUCUUUUUUUUUAUAAGAAAAAGAAAAAUCAAGCAAAAAAAAAGCGGCUUCAUCACCGAACCAACAGCCCUUUCCUCUCGGUCAUAAUUACUUGAUGUCCUUUUUUCUCCUUGUCUGUCAUUACCUGCAUUGCUGUUGUCUU